AUGAAGGUUCUGGUACUCUUUGCGCUGCUUGCAGCCGCCAAUUGUGAGAAGGUCUUCAUUGGAGACCAGGUCAUCAGGGUCAAUGUGGAGUCUGAGGAGCAGAUUCUGCUUCUGCGUGCUCUGGAGCAAGACACAUACUGGGAUCUGGACUUUUGGCUCCACCCUGUGAACACUGAGGUCCCUGUGGACAUCCGCGUGCCCUACUCCAGCCUGUACGCUGUCAAGGACUACCUCCAUGCCCAUAACAUCCAGUUCUCUGUCAUGAUCAGCAACCUGCAGGAACUCCUGGAUGAGGAAAAGGCAGAGAUGGAGGAGAACAAUAUGAGGGAGCGCAGCUCCAAGAGCUUCAACUUUGGAGCCUAUCACCCUCUGGAGACGAUCUACAGCUGGAUGGAUGGCCUGGUGGCUGCUCACCCUAACCUAGUCACCAAGGAACAGAUCGGAACCUCCUAUGAAGGCAGGCCCAUGUAUGUCCUGAAGUUCAGCACGGGUGGCGACAAGCGUCCUGCCAUCUGGGUUGACUCUGGGAUCCACUCCAGAGAGUGGGUGUCUCAGGCCACUGGAGUGUGGACCGCCAACAAGAUUGCCAGUGACUAUGGUACUGAUGCUUCCCUGACCUCCCUCCUGAAAACCAUGGACAUCUACCUGCUGAUUCUAGCCAACCCUGAUGGAUACGUCCACAGCCACACCAUAUUGCGUCCUCAUGGUUCACAGGACCGUAUGUGGCGCAAGACUCGCUCCAAGAACCCUGGCUCCAUGUGCCGUGGCGUCGACCCCAACAGGAACUGGGAUGCUGGUUUUGGAGGCCCCGGUGCUAGUACCAACCCCUGCUCUGACUCGUACCACGGCCCGUCUCCCCACUCUGAGAUAGAGGUGAAGAACGUUGUGAACCUGGUAAAGAACCACGGCAACUUCAAGUCCUUCAUCUCCAUCCACGCCUACUCCCAGCUGCUCAUGUACCCCUACGGAUACACCUGCAAAGAUGCGCUCCACGCGGCUGAACUGGACUCUGUGGGCAGGUCUGCAGUCCAGAAGCUCAGCUCUCUCCAUGGAACCACAUUUAAGGUUGGCAGCAUCUGCAAGAUCAUCUACCAAGCCAGCGGAGGCAGCAUCGAUUGGUCCUACAACCUGGGCAUCAAGUACUCCUUUGCCUUUGAGCUGAGGGACACCGGUCGCUAUGGUUUCAUCCUGCCAGCCAAUCAGAUCAUCCCCACUGCCUCUGAGACCUGGCUGGCCCUGAAGGACAUCAUGGAGUAUGUCCAUGACCACUCCUAUUAAGUCUCAAACCCACCCAACACACAA
Molecule: messenger RNA, 1302 nt
Organism: Salvelinus fontinalis (brook trout)
Lineage: Eukaryota; Metazoa; Chordata; Actinopteri; Salmoniformes; Salmonidae
Product: carboxypeptidase A2-like
Exons: 11
Coding region: 1-1278 (425 amino acids)
Biological process (GO): proteolysis
Molecular function (GO): zinc ion binding; metallocarboxypeptidase activity
Source: RefSeq, a predicted model, not a curated record